This is a messenger RNA of Mobula hypostoma (lesser devil ray), 3556 nucleotides long. Its product is annotated as ribonuclease inhibitor-like. Gene Ontology annotation, biological process: intracellular signal transduction. The transcript is spliced from 15 exons. The record is from RefSeq and is a predicted model, not a curated record. Gene Ontology annotation, molecular function: zinc ion binding; protein binding. Gene Ontology annotation, cellular component: cytoplasm. NCBI's taxonomy places the organism in Eukaryota, Metazoa, Chordata, Chondrichthyes, Myliobatiformes, Myliobatidae. Bases 225 to 2576 code for a protein of 783 amino acids.
CAAUGUUUGCUUGUUUCAUUCGGGUUUGUUUAAAGUUUUCGUGAUCCCUUCUCUGUGGUGUGCUGUUUGCCAGAGUACCCUCCCCUUUGCAGUACAACAGUCGUGUUUAAUAUUCCCUUUUUCCUGCGUGGAGUUGCCCUCUGUUCAGCCGGCAAUCCCUGCACUGCAGGAGUUCAGCGGCUCAUGGAAAGUUAAAGAAUUUUCAACCGGAAAGAGUUGGAAACAUGGCCUCUAGACAGUACGUACAGAGUUUAGCCGAGGAGGCAGUUUGUCCCAUUUGCCUUGAUUUCUUCACUACUCCGGUAACACUGGACUGUGGACACAACUUCUGCCUCUCCUGUAUCACCCAGUGUUGGGAAAAGGAGGGGAGAAACUGCUGUCCGGAAUGUAGAGAGGAGUUUGCUGACAGAUCCCUCAGGGUCAAUUGGGCCCUGGCAAGUCUUUCUGAGAAGGCUCAACAAUUAAACCUGAAUCAGAAAGAGACGCAGAUGAGAUCUCAGUGUGAGAGACAUCAGGAGGAACUGAAGCUGUUUUGUGACACAGACAAGCAGCUGAUCUGUCUGAUUUGUAGAGACGCGAGAGAACACAAGUCUCACAACUUCAUGCCCAUUGAAGAAGCUGUUGAGAUUUACAAGUGUCAAGUAAACUCAUCGUUCAAAUCUCUGACAGAGAAGAAAUCUGCCAUCCAGGAGUUGGAACAGCGACAGAAACAGGAGAUUUCUGGAGUGAGGGAACAGUCACACACCGUGCAGGCCAACGUCACAUCUGAAUUUGCUAAAAUACACCAGGUUCUGGCUGAGAGAGAGCAGCGCUUACUGAGCGAUCUCAGGGCAGAGGAGGAGAAGAUUCUGAACUCCAUGGAGAAAAAUCUUCAGGAGAUUGAAGAGAAUUUAGCCUCCGUUGAGGAGAAACUCUCCAAGUUACAGGAACAGAUGAAUGAGGAAGACAGUGUGAUGUUUCUGAAGGAGGAAUUGUGUCAGGACAGGAGGGUUAGUGAGGAAACUCAGACAUUGUCUGUAACAGAAGGUGUCAUAACGUUUGGAAAAUUCAGGGACACAAUACUGAGAGGGAUGUUUGAUGCCAUGAAGCAAGUCUAUGAGACCCUGGAUGUAAAUUCAGCCGAUCUGUGUGUUGAGGUGUCUGAGGAUCUGAAUCGUGUGAGAGGGACUGAGACCCAGAUGAGUUUCUCCGACUCCGAGAACAGUGAGGAGGACAAUGAACCUGGAGAUUGGGGAAUGAAACUGUUGUCUGAGGCUCUGAGGGACCCGAAGUGUAAAAUACAGAAACUGGGGUUGACAGCUGAUAGUUCCACAUCUGAUUUUGAGCACUUCAUCUCCACUCUCAGUGCAAACCACUCACUGAGAGAGGUGGAGCUGGACCUGAGUUACAAUGAACUGGGAGAUUCAGGAGUGAAACUGUUGUCUGAGGCUCUGAGGAAGAUAAAGUGUAAAAUACAGAGACUGAUUCUACGGUCAGUCGGUCUCACAGCUGCUGGUGUUGUGGAUCUCGCCUCUGCUCUCAGUACAAACCGCUCACUGACAGAGCUGGACCUGGCUUAUAAUGAACUGGGAGAUUCGGGAGUGAAACUGGUGUCUGAGGCUCUGAGGAAGCCAGAGUGUAAAAUACAGAAACUGGGUCUGCGGUGUGUCGGUCUCACAGCUGCUGGUGUUGUGGAUCUCACCUCUGCUCUCAGUACAAACCGCUCACUGACAGAGCUGGAUCUGUCUAAUAAUAAACUGGGAGAUUCAGGAGUGAAACUGGUGUUUGAGGCUCUGAGGAACUCGGAGUGUGAAAUACAGAGACUGGGUCUACAGUGUGUCGAUCUCACAGCUGCUGGUGUUGUGGAUCUCGCCUCUGCUCUCAGUAGAAACAAGUCACUGACAGAUCUGGACCUGGCUUAUAAUGAACUGAGAGAUUCAGGAGUGAAACUGGUGUCUGAGGCUUUGAGGAAGCCAGAGUGUAAAAUACAGAGACUAGGUCUAUGGUCUGUCGAUCUCACAGCUGCUGCUGUUGUGGAUCUCGCCUCUGCUCUCAGUACAAACCGCUCACUGACAGAGCUGGAUGUGGGUGCUAAUGAACUGGGAGAUUCAGGAAUGAAACUCUUGUCUGAGGCUCUGAGGAAGCGGGAGUGUAAAACACAGAAACUGGGUCUGCAGUGUGUCGGUCUCACAGCUGCUGGUGUUGUGGAUCUCGCCUCUGCUCUCAGUACAAACCGCUCACUGACGGAGCUAAAUCUGUCUAAUAAUGAACUGAGAGAUUCAGGAGUGAAACUGGUGUUUGAGGCUCUGAGGAACUCGGAGUGUAAAAUACAGAGACUGGGGCUCAGGUGCACUCAACUCACAGAUUCUGGCAUUGAGGAUCUCGUCUCUGGUCUCAUUUCAAAACACUCACUGAGGGAAUUGGACCUGAUUUCAAACACACUCACAGACCAAUCUGUCUCUGCUCUCCGCCACCUCGUACUGACCCAUCAAAGUCUGCAGCGGAUUGUACUGACGUGGAAUUGGUUCAGUUCAGGUAAAAAGAAAGAACUGAAGACUGUGGAGAGAACCAGACCCGGACUGAAAGUGAUCGUCUGAACAUCCCACUGUGUGUACAUCACCACCCCUGGGAUCGGAACAUUUCUCUCCGAUUUCCCACCCUCCCCUUUGAACCUGAACAUCCCAGCUGGAACCGAGCAAGUCUCCUGUGAUGGCGUGGGAGGCCUGGCCUGGCCCUGGAACCUGGGACUCAGGUGCUGGGUCCCAGGGUGGUGCUUCCAUCGGACGUCCAUCACUGGAUGUUACCCGGUGCACAGGCGGGACAGUCUCACUCAGUGUCCCUCGGACUGGGCUGAAUCUCUGGGGCUGAAGCAGCAGUCAACUGGGACCGGAACUGUCUCUGCACCCUGUUCGGUUUCUGGUGAUGGAAGGAGUGAGUCGACUGGGCUGAUAAAUGAUCAGUAAUGUCUGUCAUGUGCUAUAGUGUCAUAAGUAGCAAUGUCCCAAAUGAUGAAUGACAGCGAUCCACAGGGCUGGUUACACAGGGGAUCAGCUGGAUUAAUACGUUACUGAACUUUCUGCAGGUAUUUUGUCUAAUACACUAUUCAUCAUCGUGAUGUGUCGUAUAAUGUGGGUGAUCAUGGUCUUUCAUUUGUCUUUAAUCUGUUGUUCUUAUUCUUCUCUCUAUCUCUGACCGUGAACCUUCUUGGCAAGAUUUUUCUACAGUAGUGGUUUGCCCUUGCUGCCUUCUGGGUGGUGUCUUUACAAGAUGGGCGACCUCAGCCGUUAUCGAUACUCUUCGGGGAUUGUUUGCCUGGCGUCAGUGGUCGCAUAAUCAGGACUUGUGAUAUGCAGCCGUUGUUCAUACAACCAUCCACCACCUGAUCCCUUGACUUCACGUGACCCCUAUCGGGAGCUAAGCAGGUGCUACACCUUGCCCGAGGGUGACCAGCAGGCUAGCAGAGGGAAGGAGCACAUUACACCUCCUUUGGUAGAGAUGAAUCUCCACCCCACCACCCAAAAUACAAUAUUACCAGGCUUUUAUUUUACCAUUUAUUAUGCAGUGACCAUCAUGUGUU